Messenger RNA from Amoebophrya sp. A25, 1155 nucleotides. Lineage: Eukaryota; Dinophyceae; Syndiniales; Amoebophryaceae. The record is from the annotation of a GenBank genome assembly.
GUCCUCUGCGCAAAAGGUGAUCGAUCAAGAGCUGUCUGACUUCUAUAACUUCGUGACGAGUGUCGUGGAUCGCAGCGCGUGGGAAGGCUCGGCGUUGUGGGCGUCUGGACCCGCGGAGUAUUUUCCGCUGUAUGAUUGCACCUAUGCCCGAAGUACCGAGUUGGAGAAUGUCAUGACGAACAGCAUCCGCAUCAACUGGCUAGACAGCUAUGCGCGCUCACUGCCGUCGUCGGGGAAUUGUGAUCGAAAGUUCAUGAUUGGACGCAAGAAUGAAAGGAAAGCAGGCACUACUAGAAGUACAUCAGAUGAAGGGGUCGUCGAUGUCGAGGCCGAAGUAGAAGACUCUAUCCAGAUCGACGAGGAUAGUGCGUAUGAGCAAUGUGCGAGUGUCUUCCUCCGGCCAGCUUGGGUGCGUGUUUCUCCACCGGCACAAAGUCUGAGAAAGCUCUUCCGUAGAUUGGGAAAUGCCCUUGGCAUGCUGCAUUUCAAUCUUCGACACUACUGCUUUAUCCUAAACUAUCUGUUUCGGCACUUUGGAGCGGUCGAGCACUUUGCACUCGUGAGCAGCACUUCUGAGGACGGCAGACCGCUCGAGAGGAGCAAUGAAAAAGAAAAUGUUCCAGGAGCUGCUAGAAAAAAUAUCUACGUAUUUCAUGAGGAGGAGGAAGAAGAAGCUGCCGCCACAAGCCUCCAGAAGAAAAUCGCGAAGGGACUACCUUCUGCUGAAAAAUUUUGGUGGUCCUAUAGGACGGCGAACGACCCAACGCAGGACCCCACCAGGACGAUAAGGUUAGAAUUUCGUGGUACUAAUCAUCUUGCUUACUUAUAGUUAUACUUACUGAUCAGAUUUUGGAAAUUUAUUUAUCCUAAUCCUAGCACAAAUUAGCAUAAAGGUUUGAUAAUUUUUUGCUUUGCAUUCUUUGUUUUCUCCAAAAAUAGAACUAACUACACAUAAUAUUAGCGAUUUUUUGCUUCCUUUUGAAUCAAUUUCCAGGCGUAGCCGCAUUGCAGAGGAAGCUCGCAUGAUUGUGAGGGAUUUUGGCGAGCCGGGACGUGCGCGACUCUCUCUGGACACCAUAAGGCGAUAUUUGACGGAGCGGGCUUUUGAUUCAUCUACGAAUGCCAUGAGUGACGACGGCGGCGUGCGGGAUGUUG